AUGCCGUUCCACCCGGUGACGGCGGCGUUGAUGUACCGGGGCAUCUACACCGUGCCCAACCUGCUGUCGGAGCAGCGCCCCGUGGACAUCCCUGAGGACGAACUGGAGGAGAUCCGUGAGGCCUUCAAAGUCUUUGACCGCGAUGGCAAUGGCUUCAUUUCCAAGCAGGAGCUGGGUGCGGCCAUGCGCUCCCUGGGCUACAUGCCCAAUGAGGUGGAGCUAGAAGUUAUCAUCCAGCGGCUGGACAUGGAUGGCGAUGGCCAAGUGGACUUUGAGGAGUUUGUGACCCUCCUGGGACCCAAGCUUUCCACCUCGGGGAUCCCAGAGAAGUUCCACGGCACUGACUUUGACACUGUCUUCUGGAAGUGUGACAUGCAGAAGCUGACUGUGGACGAGCUGAAGCGGCUGCUGUAUGACACCUUCUGUGAGCACCUGUCCAUGAAGGACAUCGAGAACAUCAUCAUGACGGAGGAGGAAAGCCACCUGGGCACCGCCGAGGAGUGCCCCGUGGACGUGGAGACCUGCUCCAACCAGCAGAUCCGCCAGACGUGCGUGCGCAAGAGCCUGAUCUGCGCCUUCGCCAUCGCCUUCAUCAUCAGCGUCAUGCUCAUCGCAGCCAACCAGGUGCUGCGCAGCGGCAUGAAGUAGGCACACACGGUGCGUGGGGCCCUCUCCACGUCCCCCACCACCCGCAGUCCUCUCCCGCACUCGGCUCCCGGGGCCACUGCCGCGUGUCCUUCGAUGCCGGGACGUCUGGCAACCCCACCCUACCUGCCCCUGCGGGCCCUUGCAUGGGGCCGAGGCCCGGCUGCGGAGGGCCUGGCGGGGGCUCUGAGGACAGCCCCCGGCCCCGCCUGCACCCUGCCCACCCUGGCCUGUAUGUAGCACUAACUCUUCCCUCCCACUGUCCAGAGGCUCCUGGGAAAUUUAGGAGGCAUUUGUACAGGGUCCAGUAGCGGAUGUGGUCACUUAGGCGGGAAGGAGGCACCCUGUGCCCAGGGCCACACAGCCAACCUGACCCUGGUCCCUGAGAUUUGCCCAGGGCUGUGUGCAGGGUGGAGAUGGGGGCAGGAGGCUUCCUCCUGGAGAGGGGGUGAGGCUGGGGUCUCCCGGGCGCUAUUCGCUGGGCAAGCCUGAGGAGGCCCCUGGCCCUCUGUGGGUCCCUUUCUCUGACCCUCCUUAGACUCAAGCCCAGCCUUCCUCUAUGCACCCACUGGGGCCGGAGAAUUUGCCCAUUUCACAGUUGAGGAGCCUGAGGCUCAGAGGGCCUCCGGAUUCAGUACCCCCUUCAACAGGGAUUUUUAGGAAGGGCAAAAGCUCACAGCAGAUGGGGCAUCUGAGGUGGCCCUGCAGUCUCUGUGCCCUUUGAGCCCCCCGGUCGAGGACCACACUGGCCACCACCCAGCACAGAAUCUAGAACUGGAGUGCAGUGAGGAGGGAAGCAGACCAGGGGCCUGGAGCCUCCACAUCGCCUGAGCAGCCUGUGUGAUCUCCCCAUCAGUCCGGGGGGCUCCUCCCGGGCACAAGCCUUGGGAGGGGCCCUGUGUCAUGCUGGGCCGAGGGGCUGGUGUAGCCCCGCACUGCCGGUGCCAGGAAGCUCAGCCAGGCCGCUCCCCCAAGUCCAGGGCCUGUCUUCCCGGGGCCCCCAACUUCUCUAUACUGUCCAGGCCAGAGACACAGCUCCCACCGUGCUCCCGUUGUGCCAUCUCUCGUUCGGGCACCAGCUCGGCUUGGGCAGAUGCGGGGACUGGGACAGCAGACUGAGUCCUCGAGCUCCUCUCCCAGGUCUGGAGCCCCCUUUCACCGGGGUGACCAUCCCAGCCACACUGGUGCACCCUCUGCCCAGCCGUGCUGAGCCUCUGCCGGCCCUAGUGGGAGGAGGGCAACAGCACUCCUCACCCAGCAGAGGGCCUCA
This is a messenger RNA of Callorhinus ursinus (northern fur seal), 1915 nucleotides long. It is a transcript of the gene CABP7, whose product is annotated as calcium binding protein 7. Lineage: Eukaryota; Metazoa; Chordata; Mammalia; Carnivora; Otariidae. The record is from RefSeq and is a predicted model, not a curated record. Gene Ontology annotation, molecular function: calcium ion binding. Gene Ontology annotation, cellular component: trans-Golgi network membrane.